UAUGAUUGCUGUUUUUUCGAGGCUCGCAAGUAGACCAGCCAUGAUGUAGCGCAGAGGACAUGACUUCUACUCGCCAUCCACUUUGUGUCUUUUCUUAACCUGAUGGGAUUCUGUCAUCAAGCAUGAUUUUGGUAAUUCUCGUUAGUUUGACAUGCUGCACCACAGCAAGCAAACCUGGGUUCAAUGUUCCUGCAGAAACUGAAAGGAUCAAGCAACAAGAGCAGGAGAGUAUUGAAAGAUUUUCGGUGCUACCGACUUUUCCAUUUGACGAUAUUGACUAUCCAGCUACAAGAGAAUUCCUGCGAAUUUUUGGGGACAACACUUUGACAGGACAUGAGUGGAAUAGUCGACUGCUAAAUUGGGCCAAGAAAAAUGGUGUUUACAUGCCUUUUCUUCAUUUCAAGCGGGAAAUGGAAAGAAGAAGACAAGCAAAUGAGGAAAAUUGCUUGAGGUCUACACACGCAUUGCACCAGUUUUUCCGGAAGUAUUACCAUGUUGGAAAUAACUAUGCUUAUACUUGGGAGCAAGUAAACGAUGUGAGGGAGGACCUUAUAAAAGGACUGACGGCAAAACAAUUGAGAAUAGCAACUCUCAUUGCAGAAUCGUACACACCCCGCGACGUACAGCAGUUGACCAGUCAUCGAAAUCUUUUCCUGCAAGACGAAAUCCCUGAUUGUGACCCACAACGCGAUUGCUGA
Molecule: messenger RNA, 698 nt
Organism: Cylicocyclus nassatus
Lineage: Eukaryota; Metazoa; Nematoda; Chromadorea; Rhabditida; Strongylidae
Source: the annotation of a GenBank genome assembly